This is a messenger RNA of Populus euphratica (Euphrates poplar), 1855 nucleotides long. RefSeq names its product abscisic acid 8'-hydroxylase 2. The coding region runs from base 47 to 1519 and encodes 490 amino acids. The transcript has 8 exons. Lineage: Eukaryota; Viridiplantae; Streptophyta; Magnoliopsida; Malpighiales; Salicaceae. Gene Ontology annotation, biological process: sterol metabolic process. Gene Ontology annotation, molecular function: iron ion binding; monooxygenase activity; heme binding. The record is from RefSeq and is a predicted model, not a curated record.
GCCUCUGCCACCUCUGAAUAGUUAAUUUAUUCUCUUUUUGACAAACAUGCAACUUAGUUUAUCACCACCCUUGGCUUUCGCAACUUCACGAUAUUCUCAGGUUCAGGUUGUUUUUCUGAUGGUACCUGGAGUGCUGUUCUGUUGUUUUCUACUGUUGCUUGUUUAUCUUCAAAGGCAAUAUCACCCCAAAGACAAACGCCUACCACCUGGCUCAAUGGGUUGGCCUUAUAUUGGAGAGACCCUCAAGCUCUAUGCAGAGAACCCAAAUUCCUUCUUCUUCAACAGGCAAAAACGGUUUGGAGACAUUUUUAAGACCCACAUAUUGGGAUGUCCUUGUGUGAUGAUUUCUAGUCCAGAAGCAGCGAGAAUUGUUCUGGUGACUCGGGCGCAUUUGUUCAAGCCUACAUAUCCAACAAGUAAGGAAAAAAUGAUAGGACCAGAGGCCCUGUUCUUUCAUCAAGGUGCAUAUCAUUCAAGGCUCAAGAAGUUGGUGCAGGCCUCUUUUUUACCCUCUGCUAUAAGAGGGUCUGUCUCGGAGAUUGAGCAAAUUGUCCUGAGAUUUCUUCCCUCUUGGAAAAACACCACUAUCAACACCUUGCAAGAAAUGAAGAGGUAUGCUUUUGAUGUGGCAAUGAUUUCUGCCUUCGGUGAAAAACAAGACGUGGAAAUGGACGGAAUUAAGCAUCUGUAUCAGCGCCUGGAGAAGGGAUAUAAUUCUAUGCCUCUAGAUUUACCAGGAACACCCUUUCACAAAGCAAUGAAAGCAAGGAAGCUACUGAACGAGACAUUGAAGAAAUUGAUACAGAAGAGAAGGCAAAGCAGGAGACAAGGAGGAGGCUUGCUUGGAGUAUUAUUAGGAGAUAAAGAUGAUGAGAAGCUUAAUCAGCUUAGCGAUUCUCAAAUCGCUGAUAAUAUAAUUGGAGUGAUUUUUGCCGCUCAUGAUACUACUGCUAGUGUCCUGACAUGGAUUUUGAAGUACUUGCAUGAUAAUGAAGAUUUAUUAGAAGCUGUCACGAGAGAACAGGAAGGAAUUAGAAGCAAAAUAGUAGAGGCAAAUCGUGGACUCACUUGGGAUGAUUCAAGGCGCAUGCCAUUGACAAGUCGGGUGAUCCAAGAGACGCUAAGAACAGCAAGUAUACUGUCUUUCACGUUCAGAGAAGCAGUGCAAGAUGUUGAGUUUGAAGGCUACUUUAUCCCCAAAGGUUGGAAGGUUCUUCCUCUCUUUAGAAGCAUUCAUCAUUGUGCAGAUUUCUUCCCUCGACCUGAGAAAUUUGACCCUUCAAGAUUCGAGGUGCCACCGAAACCUAACACUUUCAUGCCCUUCGGCAAUGGAUUGCACUCCUGUCCAGGCAGUGAGCUUGCCAAGCUUGAGAUGCUCAUUCUGCUGCAUCAUCUCACCACCACUUACAGGUGGCAAACUGUGGGAGACGACGAUGGUAUACAAUAUGGUCCUUUCCCUGUGCCCAAAUGUGGGUUGCCUGUAAAGGUAAGCCGCCGGAACAAGUCAGCAAUAUUGUGAUUGGACACUGGACAGAUAUUGGAUUCUCCAAGAUGAUACGGAACUGUUUCAAUGGUGCCAAAAAAGCAACCCGACCCCAUUGAGUUUCUUCUUUGAUUUUUUUUCCUUUAGUUUUAUGUUGGUUGUCAAAAAAUCAUUGUUGGCGAUCCUUCAAUUUCUAAUUUACGGGGCUUUGUCUGGUUUGUAAAUAUAGAUACGUUGGCUUUUCAAUGUCAAAUGCACCCUCCUCCCUCUAUCUGUGCCUUUAAUCUUGAUGUCCUUGUAUUGUCACGAUAUAAUCGAUGUAUUUGUGCAGAAAAAAAGAAGAAAGAAUUGAAAAAAAGGGUGCAAAAGAAA